AUGAGCACCAUAUUCCGAAUCAUUGAUGUCAACCCCGACCCGAGCGGAGGCUACGAGCCUACUUUGAAGUCGGACCUCCUUAGCCAUGCGGCAUUCCAUACUCACGCGAGAAGGAGACGACGAGAGGAGAAGAAGAAACAAACCAUUUCAGGUACUUCAGGUGACGAUGGUGACGGUGCGACAGAACUGUCUGCGGUGCGCCAUACAUAUUCUCUCUCGACUCAGAUAUCAAUGCUGAGUGAUCGGAUUCAAAGCAUGCUUUGA
This is a messenger RNA of Cladophialophora psammophila CBS 110553, 264 nucleotides long. RefSeq lists its product as uncharacterized. The transcript has a single exon. Lineage: Eukaryota; Fungi; Ascomycota; Eurotiomycetes; Chaetothyriales; Herpotrichiellaceae. The coding region runs from base 1 to 264 and encodes 87 amino acids. The record is from RefSeq and is a predicted model, not a curated record.